CAUUUUUCAACCACCACUAGAACUCAAACUCAACGACUCUAGCACUCCAACAAGUAGUUACGUUCACGAAUCCAAACAAUGGAAUGGGGAUUAACAACGAUCGUAUUGUUGAUUCUAAUUGUACUUGUAGUUUUAGCAAUUGGAUUAGUGAUUGCUAUUGUUUUCGAAACUAAUCGGAGAAAAUUCAAUCACUCGCAUUUGGAGGCGCAUCCGGUUAUGGAGGAUCCGAAUUCGCUGAAUCCGGUGCCAUGUCCUUACAUCUCUGAUCCUGCUGAAAAGUACUUAUCAUUAGUUGUCCCUGCCUUCAACGAAGAGCUCAGGCUUCCAGGAGCUCUUGAAGAAACUAUGAAUUAUCUCCAACGACGUGCUGCGAAGGACAAAUCCUUUACUUAUGAGGUUAUAAUUGUUGAUGAUGGAAGUGUUGACGGAACUAAGAGAGUAGCUUUUGACUUUGUGCGGAGAUACACUGUAGACAAUAUCAGGGUUAUUCUUCUUGGAAGAAACUUUGGGAAGGGAGAGGCUAUACGAAAAGGAAUGCUUCAUUCACGGGGAGAAUUACUUUUGAUGCUGGAUGCUGAUGGAGCUACACAAGUGGAUGACCUGGAAAAACUUGAAAAACAGAUCUCUGCAUUUGCGAAAAAGGAAAAUGAUUCAAGUCCAAAAUUUUCAGAUAUUCCUAUUGUUGCCAUUGGUUCUCGUGCUCAUCUUGAGAAGAAAGCCUUAGCUACACGGAAGUGGUAUCGCAAUUUUUUGAUGAAAGGUUUCCAUGUUGUGGUUCUCUUGGCUGCGGGUCCUGGAAUUCGUGACACUCAGUGUGGUUUUAAGAUGUUCACUAGAGCUGCCGCACGGAAGCUCUUUUCCAACAUUCGUUUAAAAAGGUGGUGCUUUGAUGUUGAGCUAGUUUAUCUAUGCAAAUGGUUUCAGAUCCCUAUAAUUGAGAUAUCAGUGAACUGGUCUGAAAUACCUGGAUCCAAGGUCAAUCCUCUAAGCAUCCCAAACAUGCUGUGGGAGAUGGCACUAAUGUCUUUGGGAUACAGGUCCGGAAUCUGGAGGAUUCGUACGUGAUACUCAGCAAUGAAAACUUGUUAAUGAUGAGACAUCAGGAGUUCAAAUUUUCCUGCUCGGGAAAAAAUGAUCUUUUCUGUAACACUAGUUCAGCAAUGAUGUGACAGUAGAAUCACUCUUGCAGAGGGCUUAGAUCAUGGAUAACCAGAGUUUUAUCCACAGUUUUCUUACUUACGAGAAGUGAUGCAAACAUUUACCUAUAUAGUUGUACAAUUUACCUGUUCACAAUGCUGUCACUUGUCUAUAACAUUUUACUGCUAGAUUUUAAUGUAAGCAUAUUAUAUUUAUAUC
Messenger RNA from Daucus carota subsp. sativus, 1356 nucleotides. RefSeq lists its product as uncharacterized. The transcript is spliced from 10 exons. NCBI's taxonomy places the organism in Eukaryota, Viridiplantae, Streptophyta, Magnoliopsida, Apiales, Apiaceae. Gene Ontology annotation, cellular component: endoplasmic reticulum membrane. The record is from RefSeq and is a predicted model, not a curated record. Bases 79 to 1065 code for a protein of 328 amino acids.